This is a messenger RNA of Pedinophyceae sp. YPF-701, 1734 nucleotides long. NCBI's taxonomy places the organism in Eukaryota, Viridiplantae, Chlorophyta, Pedinophyceae. The record is from the annotation of a GenBank genome assembly.
AUGUCUGGCCCAACCUCGCUGUCUGCGCUGGAAGCGUGCAGGAAGAAGACGUUGGCAGACGUCGUGCACGAGCACGAGCAGGAGGAGCUCGAAGGCACGGCCCUGGAGAAGAGCCUCUCUGCGGUAGAUGUCAUCGCGUUCGGCAUCGGCAGCACCGUCGGCGCAGGCCUCUUCGUGAUCACGGGCCGUGCAGCGAGCGAGUACGCAGGCCCGGCGAUCACGCUGUCCUUCCUCCUCGCCUCCAUCGCGUGCCUCCUCUCCGCGCUGUGCUACGCGGAGCUCGCCGCCCGCAUCCCCGUCGCCGGCAGCGCCUACAGCUACACAUAUGUGUCCCUCGGAGAAGGGGCUGCGUGGUUCAUUGGGUGGAACAUCACGCUCGAGUACGCCGUCGCGGCGUCCGCGGUCGCGCGGGGCUGGGCGGGCUACCUGGCCGCGUUCCUCGACUCGGUCGGCUAUCCGCUGCCCUGGUGGCUAUAUUCGAUUCCGUUGACGAAGAGUCCUUUUCUGGAGUCUGGCUGCCCGAUCGCGGCGCUGCUGGUGCUGGCGUGCACGGGCGUGCUGCUGUGCGGCGUGCGGGAGAGCUCGCGGAUGAACAAGGCCAUGACUGCGGUGAACUUGGCCGUGAUUAUGUUCAUCAUAUUCGUGGGGGUGCAGCACGUCUCGACUGACAACUGGGAGCCCUUCGCGCCGCGGGGCGUCGACGGCGUCGUCUCGGGCGCCGCGUACGCCUUCUUCUCCUACAUCGGCUUCGACGCCGUCUGCACCCUCGGCGAGGAGCUCCGGGACCCGCGCCGCGACCUGCCCGUCGGCAUCAUCGGCUCCCUAGCAGCGGUUACUGUUUUAUACAUUGCAGUGUCGGCGGUGCUCACGGGGAUGGUCCCGGUGAGCCAGAUCGACGCGGACGCGCCGCUCGCAGCCGCGUUCGUGUCUGCGGGGCUCCCCUGGGCCGCCCGGCUCGUCGCGUUCGGGUCUGUCACGAUCCUGACAGCGACGACGUUCUGCUCGCUGUUCGGGCAGCCGCGCGUCCUGCUGUCGAUGGCGAGGGACGGCCUGAUCCCGCGCGCAUUCGGAAACGUCACGCACGGCACGCACGUUCCAGCGUUCGGCACCGUCGUGUCCGGCGUCGCCAGCGCGGUCAUGGCGCUGUUGUUUGGCAUAUCGGAACUCACGGACGUGAUCUCGAUCGGGACGCUGAGUGCGUUCAUGGUGGUGUGCUUCUCCGUGCUCGUGCUGCGGUUCCGCGGCGCGGCCACGAAGGCGGAGCUGCUGGGCCCAGGGGUGGGUUCUGCUGCGGCGAGGAGGGGAGGGUGGUGGCUGCGCGUCAGGGCAGCGGCGGCACGGCGUACCGCGCCGUGGAUGUGGAUCGCGGGGUUCUUCGUCGCGGCCGUGCUCCUAAACGUCGCGGUCAGGACGGACAUCGGGUCUGACGACGACUCAGGAGAGGGCGUCCGGACGUGGCCUGUGUGGUCCCUGCUGCCGGUGUUGGCCUUGACGUUCCUCCCGCCGCUGGCGCUGUCGUCUCUGUACGAAAUGAACACGGCCCAGAUGGCCGACGACGGCGCGCAAAAGGUGCCGUGGAUCCCGUGUCUGGGGAUCGUCGUGAACGUGCAUUUGAUAGCGGGUCUGACCGAGGGCGCGAUGGUGCGGAUGGUCGUUUGGACGGCAAUGGGGGCGGCGAUCUACGCGGCGUACGGUUACAAGUCCUCUGCGCUGGGCGCCCUACGCAGAGCGUGA